Messenger RNA from Macrosteles quadrilineatus (aster leafhopper), 4226 nucleotides. RefSeq names its product lethal(3)malignant brain tumor-like protein 3. NCBI's taxonomy places the organism in Eukaryota, Metazoa, Arthropoda, Insecta, Hemiptera, Cicadellidae. The coding region runs from base 242 to 1678 and encodes 478 amino acids. Gene Ontology annotation, molecular function: protein binding. Gene Ontology annotation, cellular component: PRC1 complex. The transcript has 4 exons. The record is from RefSeq and is a predicted model, not a curated record.
GCGAACGAGAACCACCUGUACGCGGAACGCCGGAUUACGGAACAUCGCGAGUGAAACAUAACCUCACUUUUUGUUUUCUGAGGUUUUUGUGUACGUUAUGAUAUAGACUGGAGUGUUUUUCACAGUGUUAAGGACUAGCUAGGGCAUAAGUGAGUGUAUUUAUGGUACUUUUGUGUUGACUGGAUGUGUGGUGAUAGUUUUGUGAAUUGUGUAGUCGAUAGUUUCGACUGCAGGUGGUGUGAUGCGUGAAGUGGACACGGUCAGUCCAGUGAUUUGGCCGGCUUGGUGUUAUUCAGGGGAAGCAGUAACCGAAGACACGGUGGCGGGGGUGGGGGUGCGGGCCGGGGCUCCGGCCUCUCUCAAGGGGAGGAAGAGGCCCGUGGAGACGGUGAUGAACGGAGAUCAACACACCAACAACAAUAACAACAACGUCAAGUCCGAGAGGUUAAGUCCUGCCACAGCGGACAACAACAGCAGCUCCUCCAGGAGCGGCACGCCGAGUUCUGUUUAUCCAGGGACUCCGCCCUCGCAGCCUGACAGGCCGGCCAGCCCCUCUUCUACGGCACCGCAGGAGACGCUCAUGAGCAGGAAUUACAGCGACUUCAUGCGCAGUCUAGCAGCCAAAUACAACAACAACAACCCUAAUGACUACUUCAGUUCGCCCCGCAACGGCUACCCGCCCAGCCUGGACCCGCGGUUCUCCGCGUUCAAGCCUGGUGCUGCUACACCCUUCGUGGGUCUAAUGGCUCCUCUGGGCUCCACCAGCUCUGGCCCUUCGGCCGCUGCGCCAUCCAACACCAAAGACACCCCCGAGUCGGACUUGAAGCCUGGCGUCCCGACACCCGCGGAGGCGCAACAGGCGCUGUGGCUGAACGCCUUCUCACACCCGGGCGUCGGAGUUCCGUUCCUACCACCCGUCGUAGACAUGAGCAGCACCCAGGCGCUGCUGAACAUGGUGCGAACCGCGAGUGCUCAGAGUGCUAACCAGUUGGAGACAUAUUUGAAAGGUGCGAUAAAAAGGCCUCCGGACAAUCCUAAUAAUCCGUUGGACUUAUCUUCGAACGCUGUUACUCCUCCUCCCAAGAAACCUAGGAAACACGUGCCCUCGCUCAGCGAGAGCUUGUACGGUCCAGACGCCCUCCUCAGCUUCCCCAUGCUCACCGCCCUCCAAAGAACCACCAAGGAUCGCCUCCAGGCCAAGCGAACUGGGAGUGUUUCUCCCAAGCCUAAGUCCAAGUUGGCCACCUCUCCCCGAGACUCAACGUCUAGGCCUUCGUCGUGUCUUUCCCUGUGUUCUACGGGAGACAAACCCUGCUCCUCGUCCGCUGACUCCCAGACAGUAGCCCAUUGGACGGUUGACGACGUCGCUACCUUCAUCACCUCCAUUGACCUCUGCGCCGAGUACGCUCCGAAUUUCCGGGAACAGCGGAUAGAUGGGUCAGCACUCCCCUUGCUGACGGAAGAACACCUGACAUCAGCGCUGGGGAUGAAGCUUGGGCCUGCGCUGAAGCUACGAGCUGUGCUGAGUCGACGUUUGGGUCACUGUGUGGUGUGCAUGCACUGUGUACAUUGCCACGGUGCGCCCACCGCUUCCCCAUCACCUGUACCCCCCACUACACACACACCGGUACCACCACCUACCCCCACUCCUGGCCGGCCUAGUAGCACCGGCAACUAGUCCAGAACAUUCAUUUUCCCACUACUAUAAUUCUUAAUUAAUGUUGUUCUCUGUGCAAUUUUAAUUUUUAAGGUGUCAAUGUAUUUCAGCGAUGCUUUUUAGUUUGUACUUUACGGUAUAUAUGACAUAAGGUACAGUCUGGCCUGAAGAAAAAUUAUUUGUGAUGAUUAACAUAUUUUUAAAGAUUUCUGAAGACUCAAAUUGUUAUGAGUGAUGAUGUUGAAAUCAUCAGUGCUAAUUGCAUGAGGUUCUAUGUGAUGUAUUGCAAGAAAUCCUGCCAUUACACGUUUAGUAUUAGUACAAAUAGAAAUAUUGCUGCGAGGUGGCUAUUUAAAUAUUUGUUACUCUAUUUGAAAAACACAUCACUACGAAACCAACGUAUUUUUUUACCAAACUAGAACAUAUUUUGUAACUAUAUUUAUUAAUUCAACUAAUAAAAUUUUUAUGACUUGUAUAGUUAAAAUACCACUUUUAAACUUAGAUCUCUUUCAUCUUUAUAGGCCUAAUAGGUAUAAAAUGUCUUCUUUAAAGGAUUUUCCAAUCCUCUGUGAUCGAGGUAUAAAUGCAGCGUCAUAACCAAAUCUGUACAUAAGAUGUAAUUAUUUUGUAACUGUUAUUUAGUGUUAUUGUGAUUUAUGUAAAGGACAUUGUGACAAUACCCCGUCUUCCAGUGCAAUCGUGUGAGAAUAUAUUUGUAUAUAUAACUUUUGUGAUAACUGUGAACAAAUUGUCUAUUUUUAAUACUAUUUUUGUGAAAAUGCAGUACUGGAUUUACUUAAUAAACAUAUCUUAGUGUAUUUUGAACGCUUUUGCAGUCUUUAUUAAUAAUUUAAAUAAAUUCUUUGAUAAAUUUUUGUGAACUUCUAUAAUAUUUCUAUACAUUUUAUGAGUCUAUUUACAUCAGAUUAGUUUGACGUAUUUUAUUUUUUCCCAAUUUAGGAAUGUUUUGUGCUCAAUAGAAUUUCUUAAAAGUUAUACACAUGAAAAUACUUAUUGUAUAUUAAAUAGUAACAUUCAUUUUCGGUUAAAAAUAUUAUUAACUUUAAUGGUUAACUAUAACAAUUGUUGGUUAAACUAAUCAUCUUAAGCUUUUAAGUAGCUACAGAAACUGGUCAAAAAUUAAAUGCUGAACAGCAAUGUAAAACGACUUUUAAUAUUUUAAUAAUUUAAUACAAUAUUUAUCUAAUAUUUCAGUCAAACUUUACAAAAUACUAUUAUAUCAAUAUAAACUCGAGUCGUGGUUAACAUCAAAGUCUUCUCUUUCGACGUUCAAACAAAAAGAAACUUAAACUAUUUACACGUCAUAAUUUACAACCUUAUUAAACUUGUUAAAUAUUAAUACAAUUUUUACUCCUUCCUUAGACUUACCAAUGUGUAAAAUUGUUAACUAUUAAUACGAAGAACAAUUAAUUGUGCUACAUUGUGUUCAAUUGUAAUUAUAGUGUUAUAUUAUUGUAUAAGGUUAGUUAUUGUAUAACUCAAUGGUGUAAAUUGUAUAAGGUUGUAUACUUAAUUAGACCUGGGUUGGCUGUGAUGAGGAUUGGUGAUGUGUAUAAUACAAUGCCUACAAAUCUACAAAAAAACUUAGUGUAUAAAUGCAAUGCCUAUAAAAGUGUCAAUGGUUUUUGUCAAGAUUUUCUUGGUAUUUAUCUUUUAGAAGAACCACUUUGAUUAUACCUUUAACAUUUUUCUAGGCUGUUUUCAGUGCUAUACACAGUUAAUUUAAUGAUUUUCAAAUUUGAAUUUAAUUUAGUGAUCUAAACAUUUUGUUGCCUAUUUGAUGAAAUCAGGAAUGGUUAUAGGAGAGGAUUUUAUGAAUAAUUGAAAAUAAAGAGAAUUUUAAGAAUUGAAUUAAUAAAUUCCCAUGUUCAUAUGAGUAAUAAAUUCUUAAAAUAAACUUGUUAAACAUUUAGGGGCAUUGUAAAUAUUACCAAUGUCUAUCAUUUUUUUUAGUUUUAGAUUUUAACAGAAAAUUGCGUUUUGGGCUGCUCGUUUAAAAAACUAAAUGUAGAUUUACUGGUUGCACAAAGCUCUAAAAAAAUCUUGCAAUAUAUGAAUAAAUUGUCAGAGUAAAUAACUAUGAUUCUUUAAUCAAUGCAUUCAUAUAAUAAACUUAAACGUUAAUUAUUUUCAGCUUCUAUAUCACUUACAAUUUUGUUUUAUGCUGCACAUUUCAUUAAUUAAACAGGCAUUUACCGUAAUGAUUACAAAAGUCUGUAAUAAAUUGUAAUGAUGGUAAUUGAUUAAUUUCCUCUGCGAUCGCACAUUUUAUGUACUUAUUCAAUUAUUUUUAAUUUUAGAUUUAGGAUCGUCAACGCGCCAAGAUCUCGAAUGUAUAGAAACUAAUGUAAAUACAAGAAACAAUUAUUGUUUUGAGUUAAACUUAUUAAUUGCAGUUUAAUGUACGUUGUUAAAUAGAUUAUGCGUUUGUAAAACAAUUCUCCUCCAGUAUUGUUAUUUAUAAAUGAAAGUAUAUUUUAAGAUGUUUCUACUUAAGUAUAUUUUUAGACUCGAUAUUUGAGGAAUAGGAUUUGUAAAUAAAAUAAUA